This is a messenger RNA of Neolamprologus brichardi, 923 nucleotides long. The record is from RefSeq and is a predicted model, not a curated record. Lineage: Eukaryota; Metazoa; Chordata; Actinopteri; Cichliformes; Cichlidae.
UGGAAAGUGUCCGGGUUUCCUGCAGCUGUGUGUCCGCCAUAGACUGCAGGCCCUUCAAGCACACACACGCAGUCUGCCCGCUCGUCUCCGCCGCUUUGUGACACACUUCAUCCCGGCGGGUCUGAUCUGAACACCGGGGAAAGUGCUGGAGCUUCAUCAUGGAGCUGGCCUCGGUUUAUGGUCUGGGGUCUCCUAAAGGAAAAGACGAGUCUGACAGAGGAGAAGAAGAAGAAGAGGAAUCUGAUAGAGAAGAAGAAGAGGAGUCUGACAGAGGAGGAAUGGAAGAAGAGGAGGACUGUGAGCCACUGUGUGGGGAUCCAUCAGAGCAGGAGGAAAAAGAUGAAGAUGGGUCAAAACCUGACUCCUAUCAGAAAGCUGACAAGUCCUUCACAGCAACAGGAAGUGGAGAUAAAUCUCACAGAUGUGACGUGUGUGGAAAAACCUUUGCUCGGAUCGGGCAUUUUAAAACACAUCAGCUGAUCCACACGGGAGUUAAGCAGUUCAUAUGUGAGCAGUGUGGAAAGUCUUUCACUCGAAUGGGUCAGUUAAAAGCACAUCAGAGCAGUGACGGUGGACCCAGCGCUGAGCCCUGUCAGCACUACACCAUCGUUAAACCGUACCAGUGUGACCAGUGUGGAAAAUCCUUCAGCAGCCAAAGAACCCUACAGAGACACCAGCGUAUGCACACUGGGCACAAACUGAACUACUGCAAAGAAUGUGGCAGAGGCUUUCCCACACCGAGUGCAUUAAAACGCCACGAACUCCUCCACAGGACUAAAAAGCACGUCUGUGACCAGUGUGGGACGUCAUUCACGUUUGCCAAAGGCCUGCGACAACAUAAACUAGCCCACGUUGAGGAAAGCAUUCAUAUCCAGACACUGGAAGAAAAGCUUCUCGUACUCACGUCGUCAUACACAUCGUGA